Messenger RNA from Lonchura striata (white-rumped munia), 644 nucleotides. The record is from RefSeq and is a predicted model, not a curated record. Lineage: Eukaryota; Metazoa; Chordata; Aves; Passeriformes; Estrildidae.
CGGGGCCCGGGCGGGGCCCGGGCGGUACCGGGGCCAUGAACGGCGGCGGGGCCGGGCCGGGCCCGGUGUGGCUGGCGGUGAGCAGCUCGCUGAACGCCUUCCGCGCCUGCAAGCGCUUCUCGCCCGCGCUCACCAUCGCCGAGCUCAAGUGCAAACUGGAGCUGGUGGUGGGCUCCCCGGCCUCCUGCAUGGAGCUGGAGCUGUUCGGCGCCGAGGACGAGCCCUUGGGGACGCUGGACUGUGACGAGGCCCUGCUGGGCUCCUACCCCGUCACCGACGGCUGCCGCGUGCACGUGACCGACCGGAGCGGGGCUCGGGCCGGGCAGUUCGAGGACGUGACGCAGGUGGCCAAGUACGAGAUGGCCGAGAGCGACCACCCCCGGUGUCCCCUAGAGUCGAUGCGCUCGUUCCUGCGGCAGCGCUCGUGGGGCCGCUGGGACCGGGAGCGGGAGGCGCAGCGGCAGCGGGAGCGGGAGCAGCGGCGGGCGCAGGAGGCGGCGGCGGCGGCGGCGCUCCCGCUCGGCGCCCGCUGCGAGGUGCGAGUGCCCGGCCAGCCCUGCCGGAGGGGCACCAUCGCCUUCGUGGUGGGCGUGGCUUCGCCGGGGGGGCGUGGCCUCGCCGUGGACCAAUCAGAGCGCUCCUGA